Apiotrichum porosum is the source of this 2856-nucleotide messenger RNA. RefSeq lists its product as uncharacterized. Gene Ontology annotation, biological process: regulation of DNA-templated transcription; DNA-templated transcription. Bases 1 to 2856 code for a protein of 951 amino acids. Gene Ontology annotation, molecular function: zinc ion binding; DNA-binding transcription factor activity, RNA polymerase II-specific; transcription cis-regulatory region binding. Gene Ontology annotation, cellular component: nucleus. The transcript is spliced from 13 exons. Lineage: Eukaryota; Fungi; Basidiomycota; Tremellomycetes; Trichosporonales; Trichosporonaceae. The record is from RefSeq and is a predicted model, not a curated record.
AUGCAAUCUCUCGACGUUUUUGCCGGAGGGUCUGGAGAUGACCAUGAUGGCGACGACUACUCCCCACCCCCCAAGGACGACAAGGGCAAGGGCAGCGACAAGGGCGACAAGAAUGACCGUAAAGGGGUCAUCAAUCGCGUGAACCGCGCAUGUAACAAUUGCAGGAGAAUGAAGAUGCGAUGUGUUGGCGCCGAAGAUCCUCCGUGCAAGCGAUGCAGGAACAGCAACUUGGAGUGCAUCAUGGAGAAGCCUGGCAGGCCAACUGGCGACGGCUUUGGCGAAGAAAUCCGGUCUCUCGAGUCACAGGUCACCAGCAUCCAGAACACUUUGAGCGAUCUCGUUCAAACCCUGCGAACCAACAUGACGGGGUCCAGCGCUGCCUCCAAUGGGUCUAGCCAUACCCCUCCCGUCCCAUCAACCACAACGCCAGACUACACCAAUCUUGGUGGCAUUGCACCCAGCACAGUUCAACCCCCUCCCGGCACCUCUCCUCGCUCUGCGCCAGCCUUCCACCCACUCACUGCGCUAGCAGCCCAGCCUCGCUUCCCUCAGGGAGUCCCGUCUCCAGGGCAAGGAGUCCUUGGAAGACCAUCACCUCAAGGAACCACUUACAAUCCAUACGCGACGUCCUCGGCAACUGUUGGGCUCGGCGACAACUCGACGGGAGCCGGUACGGGAACUCGGAGGCCCAGCGACGUGUCUAGCCCGCAUCCUCUGGGUGGUGGCGAUGCUUCAGUCUUUCGACGACCUCUGCCUCCUCCUUCGUCCUCUGGCUCUGCUGGAUCGCCAUGGCAGGUAUUUGCUACUCCGGGCGCAAAUCCCAGCAAUCAGCAUCUUUCGCUUCCACCUUCUCGGGCCGGGAGUGAAACGCCGGAGGACUUCCUUGCUCCGGACGACAUUGUUGGUCCUCUUGGGGCAAUGUCCAAUAUGGCAGGCCUCGUCGAGGCAGCUGUGGAGCGUGCUCGCGAAGAGCGCUCUUCCAUCUCCUCACCUGUGGGAGCCAAGCGGUCGAGCCUGGCCGAAGGCGAUGGUUCUACCGACGAUCGAGGAACCAAGAGGGCGAGGUUCGGCUCCAACAUUCCGGCAGUGGUCGAGGCACAGGGUCUUCCCCAGACCUUGGCCCCGACAAAGCCAAAGUCCAAGGUCAAGAGGACUCACGUCCAUGCCUAUCCAGACUGUGUCGACUCUGGCUUUGUCUCCGAGGAAGAGGCUCGCGAGCUUAUGGGAAUCUACUACGCGGGUUCCAGCAACUUCAUCCCUUGCUACGAUCCCAACUUUGACACCUGGGAGUCGCUCAAGAUCCGGUCUCCUUUUAGCAUCACCGUGAUGGUGAUGGUUGGCGCCAGAGUCCGCGACGGUGGUGGACCUGUUGGCGACACUCAACGGGCUUGCCGCGAGCACGCCCAGAUGAUCGCCCAGGGCACUAUGUUCAACCCUGUUGCACGGAUCGAGGCAGUUCAGGCCAUGAGUAUCCUGGCGGCGUUCAGCGACAACGGAUGGCUUUCCGGCGGCCACUCUGUGCGCAUGGCUCUGGACAUGGGCAUCAACAAGAGCUUCAUCAAGCUGCUCCGUAGUGGAAUGGGCAAGGGCAAGACACCAGAGGAGCUCGAGGAGGAACGUCCCCUUGUCGUCCACUCACGCGUUUGGUUCUGCCUCUACCUGAUGGAGCACCAGAUGGCGUAUGGCAUGGGUCGCCCCGCCAUUCUCCGCGAAGACGAGUCGAUUCACCAGUGUCGUCGCCUUCUGGAACACCCUCUGUCCAUCACUUCGGACGCGCGUCUUAUCUCCACUGUCGAGCUCACGGCCUUGCGAGCACCCCUCCAUGUCGAACUUACCGCUGCUCCCGACCUGCCGGUCGAUCAGCACACACUCAAGCGCCUCAAGCAGGCCAACCACGAGUUUGACUCUUGGGAGCGAUACUGGGACCGCGUGCUAUCCGAUCGGUUCGGUAAGGGCAAGGGCGACUUUUUCCGGGAGUCUCUCGCCAUCCAACGCCAGUAUGCCGAGCUGUUUGUCAACUCGCAGCUACUGAGGGGCAUUCGUGAGCCCUCGGACAUUGUUUCUAUGACCGACGAGAAGCGUACUCUUGCGCUUCGUGCCAUGAAGAAUGCGCAGCACUGCCUGGAGAUCUGUCUUAAGGGAGACAACUACCGCAACGGCCUCCGCUAUGCCGUACACUACACUCACGUCUGUGCCGCGUUCGCUGCAUCUUUCCUCAUUCGCAUUGCCCGCCUCUUCCCCCAGGAGCUCAACUUGAAGAAGACUGCCAAGGACGUCGAGGAGCUUGCGAGGGUGCUGUCUGAAGUCCCUGCUGGCCGUUACGCGCGUUCCCUCCGUCUCAUCCUUCGCCGCGCUCGCCGCGCAAAGGUCAUUCCUGCCGCCUCGGGCCACGCCUCCCCGACCAAGUUCAGCCACAUUAUGCCCAUGACGAGCAUCAGCGCGUCGCCUGCUGUUCCGGCAUUCUCUCCGUCGUCUGUUGUCAACGCAGCCUACCUGCCUACGCCCGGAGGACCCACUCCUGGUGGACCCUCGCUGUCUCCCAGCAACCUCAUCUUCAGCGCCACCUCGCAGAUUCUCGAGGACUCGCCCCAAUCGGCACAGGAGAUCAGCGAGUUUGACUUUUUGUUCGCGCAGGAGAACCUCGAGCGCUCGGGACUGCAGCUCGGCGAGGGCGACCCUCUUCCUCUGUUCUUGGAUGGCCAUUCGCUCGGAAACGCGCUGGCGUCGACAGACAUGGCACCCUUUGUCGGCCUCGAGCACUUCUUCCUUCCAGCCGAUGUGGACAACCGUCUCGCUGGCGGCCAGGGUGGAGCUGGAGGCCUUGGAGAAGGUGCAGGCAGCGACUUGUGGUGGUGA